AUGGAAGCAGGCUUAGCAUUCGAAGUUUUUGAAGCCUUGAUGGCUGAUGACUCAAAUAAGGCGUGUGUUGAUUGUAAUAGCCCGAACCCAGACCAUGGCUCAGUAAACCAUGGUGUCUUCAUCUGCAAUCAAUGCGCGGUAUCUCAUCUAGAACUUAAAGGGGCAAGCAAAGUUAAAUCUCUAACUCUCCCCCUCUGUAAGCAAACUUAAAAAAUUGGUUCACUCAUGGAGGGGAUUAAUUUUUUUUAAAAUUUAAUAUUAAUUUUAUAGUAAUUUUUUUUUCAAAAUAUCCCAUUUGAAUUUUAAAGCAAAUAUUAAUUUAAUUUGUAAAAAUUAUGUUUUAAAAUGCAAGCUGAUUAAAAUUAACUAAAAUUAGCUAGGUAUUUCAUUAUAAUUAUUGUCACUUAUAUAUCAAAAUAUUUGUUUCAUAAUAAUCUUUAUAUUAAAAAAUUUUUUGUUUGCUCAUGGAGAUUGGCUUUUUACACCAAAAAAAAGGAAUUUUCCAAUGGUUUUGAUCGCUCAUGGAGGGGAAUAAGAGAUGAGCCUUGGAAUCCCGAAGAACUCAAAUUAAUGAUCGCAGGAGGUAACGCAGCCUUGCGAGAUUAUUUUAUGUACUACGGGUUUACAAAUGAAACCCCAAUAAAUUUAAAAUACCGAACAAGGUCUGCUACAUUUUACAGAGAUAUGCUAGAAAUAAUAUCCAAAGAAGUAAACUGUGAAUCAAAUUUUAUGCCUUUAGAGGAUGGAAUUCUUUUAGCUCAGGAUGAGCAAACCAAGCUUUAUGCACAUCCAAGACCUUCAAUUCUAGCUACAAAAGAAAACUCAAAAGAAGAAGUCGUGAGCUCGCAGCCAGAAAAAGGAUUUAAAGGGUGAAUAGUGAGGACUUUUAAUAAAACGAGGGAAGCUGGAAAUAGAGCAUUCAAGAGAAUUAAUGACUUUGGAAAUACUCCUAAAAUGAGGAAUCUAGAAUCCAAAUCACUUGGGCUUGUAAAUAAAGUAAAACACACUUUUAGACCAAUUACUGCUGAUAGCAGUAAAAUAGAGUUUAUGGAUAAAUAUAGUAGCAAUAUAGCAGUAAGGGCAGUUCAUACUUUUGAAAACAUUAAUUUGAGCCCAGAAUCUCAAAAGAUAAAGAGAGAAGCAAUGAAUUUAAUGAAUUGUAACUCUGAAAGCAGUUUGAAUCCUGCAAAAGAAGCUGCUCUGGCAGAAGUUUAUAUUGAAGAAAAUACUGAGAAUCAUUAA
Molecule: messenger RNA, 1242 nt
Organism: Blepharisma stoltei
Lineage: Eukaryota; Ciliophora; Heterotrichea; Heterotrichida; Blepharismidae
Source: the annotation of a GenBank genome assembly